Molecule: messenger RNA, 4340 nt
Organism: Sinocyclocheilus rhinocerous
Lineage: Eukaryota; Metazoa; Chordata; Actinopteri; Cypriniformes; Cyprinidae
Product: forkhead box protein K1-like
Exons: 9
Coding region: 588-2495 (635 amino acids)
Biological process (GO): regulation of transcription by RNA polymerase II
Molecular function (GO): RNA polymerase II cis-regulatory region sequence-specific DNA binding; protein binding; DNA-binding transcription factor activity, RNA polymerase II-specific
Source: RefSeq, a predicted model, not a curated record
GGGAUUCCAUCAUCCGGGGCUUGCCUCUGCCUUGUUCUUUCUCUGUUUAUAAACAGAAAGAGCGCAGAAUGGUCGAUGCGCCGUGACGUCACUGCUCCAACCACGUCAUUUUAUUUUGACCUUUCAAAAUGUUUUUCAUACUGAACAAGAAAUAAUACCCAUCAAAAAACCGCGUGUAUUUAGUUACAAUGCGAGCAACCACGCGUGCAUUCGACAUCAAGUGUACUUAUUUUUUAUUGCCACAUGUAACGCACGUGUCGUCCGGUUCCUGGAACUGCAACAAUAUUAACCUUUAAUUUGCCAGAGAGCUUAGAGUAAGGCCUAUGAAAAUGAUCGAGAAAAAAAUAAACACCUGAGACGAACUUUACGAAAAAAUAUUCACAAUAUCGCACUAUUCCCCGCCAACUGUUUCAAAAUGAGUGAAAGGCAAACGAGGGAUAAAUCGCACCCCGCUCCGGUCCAAUAAUCCAUGACGUGUUUUCCACGCGCCAUCUCCAUGUUUUGACUACCACCGCCAACAGCAACACAGCGAACCCUACCAACACAUAGCCGUUGCGCUUGCAAUCCCCUCGGUGUUUUUCAACAAAAUGGCUGAUUUGGGGGAUGAUACCGGAGCGAGAGCUCUACUGGCCCUCAAAUCUGCGCCUUGUAGCCCGGUGGCUGUUUCUGCCCCGCCCGUGUACACUCUCUCCUCGACUUCGCCCGGGAUCACAUUAUCUCCGUCGCAGGCCCUCGCUCGCCUGGAAGGCAGGGACUUCGAGUUCACCAUGCGCCAGAGGACGGUCACCGUGGGGCGGAAUUCGUCGCACGGCUCCGUGGAUGUCAACAUGGGCCACUCGAGCUUCAUUUCCAGGAGACAUCUGCAAAUCACCUUCGAGGAGCCGCAUUUCUACCUGCGCUGUCUCGGCAAGAACGGUGUGUUUGUCGACGGCGUUUUCCAGAGGAGAGGCGCACCUCCACUUCUCCUGCCGAGGGAGUGCACAUUUCGAUUUCCCAGUACGGUGAUAAAGAUUCAGUUUACGGCGCUGUACCACAAGGCGACACAGAAGAAGGAGGCUCCUGUGUCCCCUGUGAGACCGCUUUACCCACAAAUCUCUCCGCUGAAAAUCAGCAUUCCUGAAAAUGACUUCAGAACUAUGAUGAGUCCCCUGCCUUCACCGACAGGAACUAUUAGCGUUCCCAAUUCCUGCCCAGCGAGCCCUCGGGGUGCAGGUUCCUCGGGAUACCGCUACGGGCACAACAUCACCUCAGAUCUCCAGCUGGCAGCAGAGUUCGCAGCCAAAGCUGUGUCAGAACAGCGCGCUGAAGCCACAGGAGGAGACAGUCCUAAGGAUGAGUCCAAACCACCAUACUCGUACGCUCAGCUGAUAGUCCAGGCCAUCUCGUCUGCACCGGACAGACAGCUAACACUAAGUGGCAUCUACGCUCACAUCACCAAGCAUUAUCCCUACUACAGGACGGCCGACAAAGGCUGGCAGAACUCCAUUAGACACAACCUGUCUCUGAACCGCUACUUUAUUAAAGUGCCGCGCUCACAGGAAGAGCCAGGCAAAGGUUCGUUCUGGCGUGUGGACCCCUCAUCGGAGUCCAAGUUGGUGGAGCAGGCCUUUAGAAAGCGCCGGCAGAGAGGAGUGUCCUGCUUCCGCACACCCUUCGGCCCGCUGUCCUCAAGGAGUGCUCCAGCAUCUCCCACCCACUCCAGCCUCUUCUCUCCACACUCGAGUGGCCUCCAGACCCCUGAGUGUCUGUCACGCGAAGGAUCACCAAUGUCUCAUGAGCAUGACUUUGGUUCUAAGCUUGCUUCUGUGCCCGAGUACCGAUACUCCCAGAGUGCACCAGGCUCUCCAGUGAGCGCUCAGCCUGUAAUCAUGGCUGUACCACCUCAGUCCUCAGCCGUGUUACCCAAGCCUGUGGCUUACAUGCCGGCCUCCAUCAUUAGCUCCUCCCAGGCCUCUGGUCAGGCCAUCCAUGUGGUGCAGCAGGCACCAGCUGUCACCAUGGUCCGUGUAUUGACCACCUCGACCAGCUCCCCCAAUGGCUACAUCCUGGCUAACACCACCUCAUCAGGCUCUGGAGAGGGACCUGGAGAUCAAAGAGGCCUUAACAGUCUGUCUAUGGUCUGUGUAGGUGCAGUGGAGGAGAUGCCUGUGGUUGGCAGUAGAGUGAUUCAGGCUGUAGGGAGUCACAUAAGCUCGGCCAAUAGGGGGCAGCAGAGCUACACUGUUGUCCAGCAGAGCGGCAUUCACCAGCUUCCUGUGCAGACCAUUGCUCAGAAUGGCAAACAUGCUCUUCCUGUCACCAGUGCUUACGCUCUUACCAGUCCUCUUCAGAUCUUGGCUGCGCAGGCUUCAACAUCCCCACCUGUGCUGGUCAACAGGCCCUCCAGCAUGGAACCCGACGAGCCCGAGCCCAAACGGCCCAAAAUGGAGGAGGACAGUGUCGCUCCGGUCCCUCAGCCUGUAAUUGUUGCAAUGAACCAAGAGGCCAGCGAAUGAAUGAGUGAGUGAGCGAGUGAGCCGUUGACCGAUCUUUAAAGCACGUCUCGCAAUGUCGUUAAACAUAUUGAGGGAAACGUGUUUGGUUUUCUUUAAAACAAGAACUUCAAAGUUUUGUAAACGCACGGCACAGGUAACUGAUCGAAUGUCUCUGUAAGAAGAGGUUGUUGUUUCAUGGGGGUAAAUUCAUUGAGCUACAUCUGGCAGCAUUAAAAUUCAAUGCUCACAGUUUUAAUUUUGUAGGGGUUUUUAAUCUUGUAAGAAUGUUUGAAAGAAGUAUGAAGAGAGGUGCAUGUGCUUAAAGACACCAGCUAGGCAUGUGCGCCCAGGUAGUUCCUCACAAGGUACAGCUGAGAGAGUUCUUCUUUUCGGGAUGGGGUGGGACCAAUACCUAUGCAGCAGCUAUUACAGUCUGAGACCAGGAGUGUCUCUGAAUGAAGCAGUAUAUAAAAAGGGUCACGGGAAGCUGUGCGUCUCUGCAGUUACCUGUGUGGCCUUUGUGAGGAUUUAUUUAUCUCUCUGUUUAAAAGAAAAAAGGCUAUCUUUAAUGAAAUAAGAUUGUUACAACUCAAAGCAGAAAUGAAUAGAUAUAAUAGAGGCCUUUUCUAGCUGGAGUUCUUUAACCUACAUUAUUAUAGUGUACAAUAUAUUUUUCUGUGGAGGAUUCUUACCUUUCUUGCUUACUACAAAGAGAAAUGUCUAGAAAUAUUCUAAUUUCUUAAUUGGUCUAUGUUUAGCACAACAAUUAAAAAGAACUCAAUGAAUGUAAGUACCAUUUGUUUGUUUAUUUGUUUUGACUCAUGGCACCCACUUUUGACCUAAACAAUAUAUUAAACCAUUAGAAUGUGUAUGUAGAUACAUUUGUGAUGUUUUGUGUUAAAAAAGGAAAGUAGCUCAGUCGUAUCUGUCCAUCCCGAUUAGCACUUGGCCAAAAUUCUGCUCCCUAAAUAUCUUAAGCAUCAUAAUCCCGAUUGCAUCAGUGGAUGAAUGCAAGCACAUGAUACGUUGCUGAUGUCAACCAAAUGCUUUUCCAGACCUAGGAAUGUAACUGUUCAUAUUGAUUGUUGCAGAGGCUGUUUCUUCACUGACGUUCUGUGAUCACUUAAUCACAGAAGCCACUAAAUGAAUGUUCAGUAUUUUCAAGAAACUUAUUUCUUAGUAAUAUACACAAAGUCAGCCUUUUACUGAGACUUUCUAGUUUUACUAAGAGAAGAGUAAAUAUAUAUUGUUAGAAUUAUUCAAAUGUGUUUUCAAGACAAUCACUAACAGGAUUCAGUUCAGUAACCGCUUUGUAUGUUGCAAAUUAUACACACCACAAAUGUGGAGUAAAGUGAGCUACCGAUAGCUUCUUUGUAUUAGUGUAGUUGUACAGUGACAGCCGUACAGUGUUCCUUUUAAAUCGAAAUCUUAACAGACCAAAUGCAUAUCCUCAACAUUAGUGCCUUAGUGCUCCACUUCUUUCAGGACUAAAUAAAAUAAAUGAUAGUAGUGAUGUACUACUUAAAGACAACAACAUCAAAAAAAAUGAACAACAGCAUCCUGCCUGUGUAACAAUGUCUAGAACCUUAGAAGAAAAGGUGAGAUGAUGAAUCAUAUUGUGACUGGAAUUGACUAAGCAAUAUGAUAAAAGUACACAGGAAAUGAAAUCUAGAUGUUCUUUAUUUUUUUGACCAGUGAGGUUUUGCAUCAUUUGCAAGCUUUUAUUGAUGCAGAACUUCUUAUAGCUCAGUAGACUAAUGUAUAAAUCAAGAGGAAUCUGUCUGUAAACAGAAAAGUCUUUUGGUGAAUUUAAAGGAAUAGUUCACCCAACUAAAAUUUACUGAAAAUUUACAGACUCUUAGGCCA